This is a messenger RNA of Myotis daubentonii (Daubenton's bat), 4640 nucleotides long. RefSeq names its product calicin (gene CCIN). The record is from RefSeq and is a predicted model, not a curated record. Lineage: Eukaryota; Metazoa; Chordata; Mammalia; Chiroptera; Vespertilionidae. Gene Ontology annotation, molecular function: protein binding.
GGGGUCAAACGACCCUUUCACAGGGGUCACCUAAAUACAUCCUGCAUAUCAGAUAUUUACAUGACGGUUCAUAACAGUAGCAAAAUUACAGUUAUGAAGUAGCAACGAAAAUAAUUUUAUGGUUGGGGGUCAUCACAACAUGAGGAACUGUAUUAAAGGGUCGUGGCAUUAGGAAGGUUGAGAACCACUGCUCUAGAUGAUCUAAUAAUCCUUUUCCUUCCCCCGCCUUCCCUUAUCCCUCCCUACACCAACCCCAUCCAAAGUGGCUCUGACAUUCCAGAAGCAGCCUUAAAUUGAGGUUUGAAGGUCCCAGGUAGGAGUUGCAACCCUGGUUUCCUACUGAGCACUGGGCCCUUGGCACUAGGUCCUAGUAGGGUAUUUGGUCUUGGCAGGUUGGAGCCGUAAGAGGGGAGAAAGGCCUCAGAGGGGACCUGCAUUGUGAUGACCUCAUCCACUCUAUGACAUCAUCCUCUCUCCCACACCCACUCCUCCCUGAUCAACUGCUCCACAAACAACCAUCAAUUUGAACCCAAAGGCCUGAGAAAGUCUGUUCUCCAGUACCUGCUGCUGCUCUUCUGCCUCAGACAGCAAGAAAGCACCAUGAAAUUGGAAUUCACUGAGAAAAACUACAACAGCUUUGUGCUGCAGAACCUGAACAAACAGAGGAAACGGAAAGAGUACUGGGACAUGGCCCUCACUGUGGAUCACCAUGUCUUCUUUGCACAUCAAAACGUGCUGGCUGCUGUCUCUCCGCUCGUGAAGAGCCUCAUCUCCAGCAACGACAUGAAGACCGCCAAUGAGCUCUUCAUCACCAUUGACCCCAACUACCUGAGUCCGACCACAGUGGAGCAGCUCCUGGACUACUUCUACAGUGGCAAGGUGGUGAUCUCAGAGCAGAAUGUGGAGGAACUCCUUCGCGGGGCCCAGUAUUUCAACACACCACGCCUUCGAAUCCACUGCAGUGACUUUCUGAUUAAGUCCAUCCGUCGUGCCAACUGCUUGCACUACCUCUUCUUGGCCGAGUUGUUUGAGCUCAAAGAGGUAUCAGACUUGGCCUACUCCGGCAUUCGUGACAACUUCCACUACUGGGUUAGUCCUGAGGGCUCCAUGCACUUCAUGCGCUGUCCACCCGUCAUCUUUGGCCGCCUGCUUCGAGAUGAAAACUUGCACGUGCUCAAUGAGGACCAGGCUCUCAGCGCGCUCAUCAAUUGGGUGUACUUUCGAAAGGAUGAGCGGGAGAAGUAUUUCAAGAAGUUCUUCAUGUACAUCAAUCUUAAUGCCGUCUCCAACAAGACACUGACAUUCGCCUGCAACAAACUGAUGGGAAUGGAGAACAGCUCAGCUCACGCAACCAUGAUUGAGAGUGUCCUCGUGGACCGCAAGCAGGAGAAGCCAUGCAGCCUGCUGAGCUACCAGCGGAAAGGGGCCCUGCUUGAUUCGGUGGUCAUCCUAGGUGGCCAAAAGGCCCAGGGCAAGUUCAAUGAUGGAGUAUUUGCCUAUAUCAUACAGGAGAACCUGUGGUUGAAGCUCUCAGAGAUGCCCUACCGGGCAGCAGCACUUAGCGCCACCUCUGCUGGUCGCUACAUCUACAUCUCUGGUGGCACCACUGAGCAGAUUUCAGGUCUGAAGACAGCUUGGCGGUAUGACAUGGAUGACAACUCCUGGACCAAGUUGCCUGACCUCCCAAUUGGGCUUGUUUUCCACACCAUGGUGACUUGCGGGGGGACAGUGUACUCAGUGGGUGGAAGCAUUGCCCCAAGGCGGUAUGUCUCUAACAUCUAUCGCUAUGAUGAGCGCAAGGAGGCCUGGUACCUGGCAGGAAAGAUGAGCAUUCCGAUGGAUGGGACAGCCGUGAUCACCAAGGGUGACCGGAACCUCUACAUUGUCACUGGGCGGUGCUUGGUGAAGGGCUACAUUUCUCGGGUCGGGGUGGUGGACUGCUUUGACACCAACACUGGGGACGUAGUCCAAUGUAUCACCUUCCCCAUUGAGUUCAACCACCGGCCCCUGCUCUCUUUUGAUCAAGACAACAACCUCUGUGUGCACAGCCACCGGCAGAGUGUGGAAAUCAACCUGCAGAAGAUAAAGGCCAACAAGACGACCACCACAGUGCCUCUCUUGCCAAACUGCUGUCCCUUGGAUGUGUCCCAUGCCAUCUGCUCCAUUGGAGACAGCAAAGUCUUUGUAUGUGGGGGCAUCACCACAGCCAGCGAUGUCCAGACGAAGGACUACACCAUCAAUCCAAAUGCCUACUUGCUGGACCAAAAGACAGGCGAGUGGAAGAUCGUGGCCCCCCCACCAGAGGCACUGGACUGUCCUGCCUGCUGUCUAGCCAAGCUACCUUGCAAGAUUCUUCAAAGGAUUUAAACCACUUUUUAAGUGGGAGAAUAAGUAAAUGCAUUAUUAUUCGCAAUUUAAUGAGAGAGGGAAAGAAAGGAAGAUGGCCUGUUGGUUCCUUCUUUGUGUUCCAGUCUGUGUUCAUCCUGAAGGUGGAGAUUCUGGGUUAGGGCUGCUCCCAGGGGGUAGAAAUUCAGGACCACUCUGUCACUGGAGGGAUCCAAGCUGAGGCUGAGCAGGAGUCCCUGGUGGGUAGCAUGGAGGCAUGUCCUGGGCACUGGCUCCUAGUGGGUGGAAAUUCAGGGUCACUUUGUCACUGGAGGUUUCCAACCUGAGGCUAGUGGGUGAGAUUGAGACAUCUCCCGGGAACUGGCCAAGAUGAUAUCCGGAAAGCCCCCUGUUCUAUAACACUGUAGUCAAGUUGCAGGCAUCUGCUAGACCAGCGGUCGCCAACCCGUGGUCCGCGGACCACUGGUGGUCCAUGAGGUCCGAAAGGUUGGCGGCCACUGUGAUAGACUGAUAGGUAAAGCAUUUGUUUAGUUGGAAGGUCAUAGAUUCCUCCAACACUCACUUCCCUAGAGUCUUCCCAGGAAGGCAGGGAGGUCCAAUCCCAGGUCAGGGAGAAGAGCCCCCUGGGCUGGGGAGGAAGAAGGUGAUAUGGGCCUGGCUCAGGGAUGGGGCAUAGCCAAUGGGUUGGGGGUGGGAGAUGAAGUGUAGAAGAUGGGGGGGGGGCAGGGUAUUUUACUAUGAAGUUAUGGUAUGUCUGGGUAUCAUUUGAGGGAAAGUUCUUACAAUUAUUUACAGUAAGCAAGGUUCAUUGAAAACUUUCUCCAGAAAUAUGCGGUCUGAGGGACUCGGAAGAGAAGUCAGUAAAGGGUGAAGAGAGAAAUAUAUCUAUUGGAGAAAAGCUUGGGGAUGAGGCGAAAUGACAGGCUAAGAGAGACAGGAUGGUAUAGUGGUUGGUUACGGUCGCUGGGGACAGAUGGGCUAGUUCAAAUACCAGUUCCAUCACUUACUGGGUAAUCCUGGGCAAGUUACUUAACACCUCUCUGCCUUAGUUUCCUUAUCUGUAUAAGGCAGAUAAUAAGAGUGCUGGCUUCACAGGAUGAUGUGAAGUUUAAAUGAGUUACAACAUGCAAAAUGCUUAGGACAGUCCCUGGCAUAUAUUAAAAAGUGCUACAGGAGGACUUUUAAAAAAUUACCUUUAUUGUUGAAAGUAUUACAGUCCCCUCUUUCCCCCCAUUGACCCCCUCCACCACACUUCUGCCCCCACCAGGCCUUCACCACACUAUUGUCUGUGUCCAUAAGUUAUGCAUAUAUGCAUAUAAGUUCUUUGGUUAAUCUUUCCUCACCCACCCACCCUUCGCCACCUUCCCUCUGAGAUUUGUCAGUCUGCUUCCUGCUUCUGUAAAGGAGUGAGGCAAGGGUCCAGGUUCUUGGCCCUUAUAUUAAGUUAGGUUCCAUAAAAUGCUUUCUGAAACUUCCUACCUCAAAGCUUUGGUGAGCUUCCUUCAAUUCUAACUACCUCUGUUUCCCUUUCAUUCAUUUAUGUACUUACAUAUAAUCCUCAACAAUUUAGAAGAAACUGACCAAGUCCUUGAACACCAUAUACAAUCCUCUUUCAUCCAUUCACCUCAUUCAUUUAUGAAUUUACUUAGCCACUCAAUUCACACUCUCUCACACACACACACACUCACACACACACACACACACUCACACACACACACACACACAGUGUGUCCUCUUUCUAGGCCAGAACCUUGGACUUCACUGCUGACCCCCUCUCCCCUGGAACUUGUCCCACACUUCUCCGUUCCCCAAUCCUGGGAAGCCCCCACCUCUGCUCGCCUCACUGCAUCCCCCCAGCUAGAGGAACGGGGUCUUACAGACCCAUGCAACUAAGCCCAGCUGCCCCAGCCCCCAGCCCACUCCGCUUAGCUGACCACGGAGCCACCUCUUACUGACGCUGGAUGCCAUUCCCCACAGCUGAUUCUCCAACCCUCUCUGGUGUCCUGGGGCCCCACGGCUUCCCUCUCUUCUUUCUCAGCCACUUAUCUCUCAUCCUGCCACCAGAGCUCCAGAGAGUUCUGAUGACCUGGACUCCACAAACAAUCCCAUGCCCACCACAAAUCUCUCCAGAGCUUUGGCUUCUUUUCUGUGCCUCAGAGGAAGAGGUGCCCUUCCACAAUUUGAUGUUGAUCCCUCCUGUCUCCUCAUUCUGUCCCCUCACAACUUCUCAGGCUCCUCAGUUCCCUCUCUACACCCCCUUCCUGAUUUCUUCUCUCCAUCCCAUAAAUAUUCUC